This is a messenger RNA of Radiomyces spectabilis, 1268 nucleotides long. RefSeq lists its product as uncharacterized. The record is from RefSeq and is a predicted model, not a curated record. The transcript has 3 exons. Lineage: Eukaryota; Fungi; Mucoromycota; Mucoromycetes; Mucorales; Radiomycetaceae. Gene Ontology annotation, cellular component: Golgi apparatus. The coding region runs from base 29 to 1237 and encodes 402 amino acids.
CGAAUUUUUUUUCCUCUUUAUUUUUGCAAUGUUCAAGCAAUGGUGGAAGAAAACCUUGUCAGCAAGGUCACCCUCCGUGUCACAACACGAUCCUACCGCAUUAUUACUGGGGGUGAUCUUUGUUGAAGCCGCGGCGGUUAUUGUUCUGGAAGCAUUGAUCGUGCAGUAUCAUGUUUCGUAUAUUUCUUCCUGCAUUCUUUCGACGAUAGAACUCGGCGCCAGUGAAGCGGAUCUCAUUCUUCACGGAUUAAUGAUGGCCACUCAGAUAUAUCAGGUGCUAAUAUGUAUUGAUGCCGUGAAACACCGUAUUACUGCUCAGCUCUAUGCAUUGAUUCUUUUUGGGCUGCUGACGGUCAUCUCGGUGUGCUUGCAGACGCAACAACAUAUCAACCGCGAAGAUGGUCUGCAGGAAUGCCCCAGAGGUUCGAGUACGACAUUGCCUACAGAAUCUAUUUCCGAUCAUGUACAAAAAAUACGUCCCUUUGAGUAUGCUGUGAUUGGAGUCACACCACUAUGCUUCCUCGUCUUUGUCGUUUGCGCUAUCCGACUCCGAAAAUCGUUUGCUUGGGAAAAUUAUAACCGCACUGCCUCCGAUUUUCGGGCGCGCCAUGCAUUGCUCGCCUUGUCCACUUGCACAAGCUUGUUGAAGCUAGCCUUUUUCUAUGUUUUCGCCUAUGCGAUUCAGCUGGUGCCUUCCGGACUGUUGCACUACAGUAUUACGCCUUUGGAAAUCAUGCUUGUAUUGGGAUUGCCAGCUUUGGGGUUUCUAUUUGCUUGGCAUGCCGUUGGUCAAGAACGCGUGUUUCCAUUUUGUCUCGUCGCCGUUUUUUGCUUUGUUUGCAUCGGCUACUAUGUAUUUCGACUCGUCACCUUUGCUAUGCCGCCGCAGCCGACUUUUUCGACACAAGACCCAUACAAAUUUGUUCGCUAUUAUUUGGUCUUUACAAAUUUGGUCAUCAUCCUGUUGAUGUCUCUUAUUCUGUGUGUCGUCCUUGUAUGUAUUCGCAAUAUCAUGCGAGGAAUCACCGUUCUGUCAGCUCAACAUGGUCACCAAUCCAUUCUUCCACAACCCAACCAAAAUCCGUCAGAAAACCAUAAAAAUAUCCACGACGCCGAUACGGAACAGCAAGACCAGGUUUCUUUAUACCAUGAAGCAAAAGAGAACAAAUCGUUGGUUGAUUAUACCGAUUCCUUGUUACAACUUCCCAAAGACGAUAAUACGGUUGUCCAUGUUUAACAAAUCGGGACCAAAAUACGUUACUGGCCGG